AUGACUCUUUGGGGCCAGGAUACCGUGAGAGAUGUUGCCGAAUCAGUCGGCAUCCUCAAUCUCAACAAGGAUGUCAACCAAGCACUGUGUCGAGACGUGGAAUACCGAAUAUCCCAGGUGCUGCAAGAAGCCUUGAAAUUGAUGAAACACGCGAGAAGGACGAUUUUAUGGUCGCAAGACAUUUCGAAUGCGCUGCGCAUGCUCGACAUCGAGCCACUCUACGGCUAUGAGUCUACGAGACCGUUGAAAUAUGGAGAAGCGUCUCUUGGGCCCGGCCAACCGCUGUUUUACGUUGAGGAUGAGGAGAUGGACUUCGAGAAGCUGAUCAAUGCGCCUCUACCGAAGGUGCCGAGGGAGAUCUCGUUCACGGCACACUGGCUUGCCGUGGAAGGUGUUCAACCGUCGAUACCUCAGAAUCCGACCUCGACCGAAUCGAGAAGCCUUGAACUUUUGCCUAAAGGACCAAAUGCCAACCCAGCCCUUGCAGCGAUGAGCGGCGCAGAUACAACCACAACCAAACCACAAGUGAAGCACAUUCUAUCCAAAGAAUUACAACUCUACUUCGAAAAAUUGUGCAGUUCAGUGCUGGACGAGACACAGCCAGAAUACCAGACCGCGGGUCUAGCAAGCUUGAAGGAAGACCCUGGUCUACACCAGCUGGUGCCUUAUUUCGUCCAAUUCGUGGCUGAAAAGGUCACACAUAACCUGAAAGAUCUCUUCGUGCUCACGCAGAUGAUGCUUCUCACCGAGGCUUUGACCCGAAACUCCAAACUCAACCUUACCCCAUAUGUUGCCUCGAUGAUUCCUCCCGUACUUACUUGUUUGACCGGCCGCUCCCUCGGCGUAGGAACGGAUUCUUUGGAGCACUUCGAGCUACGAGAUUUAGCUGCAUCUUUACUAGGGCAUUUGUGCAACAAGUACUCCAAGUAUUCACAUAACCUCAAGCCAAGAGUGGCGCGAUCGUGUCUCAAAACAUUUCUGGACCCCAAAAAGCCACUUGGAAGCCACUACGGGGCAAUCCUGGGCUUGAAGGCGGUUGGAGGGGCUGAAGCUGUGCGCCAACUCAUCCUACCCAACCUCAAGGCAUACGGAGAACUAUUGCAAGAAGGUCAACAAGAUGGCAGCAAGAGGCAAGAGGAGAUUGAGAAGGUCUUGAACGCCAUAAUCAACUCCUUGGGCACUUUGGUCGAUGAUGAUCUCCCGAUGCUAAAUGGCCAUUCAGAAGAAUCGGCCAGAGAGCAACGCACAGAACUAAUCGAUAAAGUGGGAGAGGUGAUUGGCGCACGAAUAGCAGACUCCUCACACCGACACCUGGCCAAAGUUGUGUUGAAAGGGGAUCUUGCAAGUUUCUGA
Messenger RNA from Exophiala aquamarina CBS 119918, 1353 nucleotides. Its product is annotated as transcription initiation factor TFIID subunit 6. Bases 1 to 1353 code for a protein of 450 amino acids. The transcript is spliced from 3 exons. Lineage: Eukaryota; Fungi; Ascomycota; Eurotiomycetes; Chaetothyriales; Herpotrichiellaceae. Gene Ontology annotation, molecular function: transcription coactivator activity; RNA polymerase II general transcription initiation factor activity; protein heterodimerization activity. The record is from RefSeq and is a predicted model, not a curated record. Gene Ontology annotation, biological process: RNA polymerase II preinitiation complex assembly; transcription initiation at RNA polymerase II promoter. Gene Ontology annotation, cellular component: SLIK (SAGA-like) complex; SAGA complex; transcription factor TFIID complex.